Messenger RNA from Malassezia vespertilionis, 1632 nucleotides. RefSeq lists its product as uncharacterized. The transcript has 2 exons. The coding region runs from base 1 to 1632 and encodes 543 amino acids. Gene Ontology annotation, cellular component: nucleus. The record is from RefSeq and is a predicted model, not a curated record. Gene Ontology annotation, molecular function: protein tyrosine phosphatase activity. Lineage: Eukaryota; Fungi; Basidiomycota; Malasseziomycetes; Malasseziales; Malasseziaceae. Gene Ontology annotation, biological process: protein dephosphorylation.
AUGGUUACGGACUCUUCGACCGCGAAACCCGACCCGGAGGGUGCAUCAAUGGGAAUGGGCCUCGUGGAGCGCGACCGCCUCUCCUAUGACUUAUACCACUCUAUCCAGUGUUCCGGUCGCGGAGACUGGAUCAAUUUGAUUAACGUUGCACCACUCGCAAGCCAAUAUCACCUGAGUGCAUACAGCACACUUAAAUUUGGCCAGGGCGGCGCGCCGUACGCAUACCUUCCGAUUACAUUGCAGCAGCCGGCAUUCACAGAAUCAAGCAGGUGCAGGCAGCGCCGAAAUGAGUCUGACUCUUGGUGCUGGCGGCUUCCGCAUGUCAGUGAAGCAUCCGAAAGCAUUGCGCUCAACGUUCAGUCCGUGUUUGGGGGCGUAUUUCGCACAGUGAACACCAACACCGAGUCGCAACAAUUUGACCACGAUACCCACCCGACACUCCAUGACUCUGUGCAAUUCUCUUGCAUGGAUGCGAGCGCAGUUUACACUAUGAACCAAGUAGCGCUGAGUGGCGCUGCCGGUGGCGCCAAAACAAGCGAUUCACAUCCCAUCAGCGUAAGCUACAUCCUCCCACCGCAAUCCCUUGCAUCAAUAUCAGAAAAGGUGCUGGCUGCGUUGCCGCCCGCGUACCGGAAAGUUGCAGGAUGCGCGUUUGGCCGGUGCUUCGAUGAGAUGUGCGAUACCCGACCCCACACGGAGCACGAACAGAACGUGCCUUUUUGCAGCUACUUGCACUGCGGCGAGCAAAUUCCACGCCAGAAAUUUGCGGAGCGCCUGUCGUGUGCGUUGGCACACUCGGAUGAGCAUUUGCGCGGUCAGCUUAUCGGCGAGCAGCUGAUCCGCUUGCCACCGUCUGUAGCACUCGACGCCGUGAUCGACAAUGUGGCGCCUGCUGCUGAGGAUGCGUAUGAGACAUUGUAUGGCGAGCAGCUCGCUCAGCGAGAAGCGGCGCGGGAAGGCAAAGCGCGUAUCGGCAACAUGCUGCUGUCGUCGUGCCCCGGCAAAAAGGUGCGCCUCAACGGCCCUGUGCGUGGGCGCAGCAGUGUGUGUCGCGACUUAAAGUCGGACCUGCAACGCUACCGUGCGCUGGGCGUGCGCGCUAUUGUGUGCUGCUUGGACGACGAGGAGCUUAGCCAGCUUGGCACGCCUUUUGCGAAGUACGAGCCCGAGGUUGCUGCACAAGGCAUAGACCUUGUACGUCUUCCUAUAGCCGAGGGAUUUGCCCCCACGGACCUGGUCAAAUUUGACAUUAUGAUGACGGCGCUCAUCUUAAAUUAUACACUGCGUGGCGCAUCUAUCUUGGUGCAUUGCCGCGGCGGUGUAGGUCGUGCAGGCUUGGUCGCCUGUAUAUGGAUUUUGAAAAUGGGUUUGGUCUCUGUGCACGACCAUUUGCACGCACCGCGGCCCUGCUGUUCGCUGAUCGAUGUCGCAUACGGGGCGCAGGGUGAGAGCGUGCAGGUGUUGCAAACGGUGAUAAAGAUGAUUGAGGUGAUUCGUCGCCAGCGGAGUCCACGCGCAAUUGAGACGGCGGAGCAGGCGCUUUUCUUGCUCGAGUACACGCGGUUCAUCCAUCGCCAGGAGUAUGGCCACAAGAUGUUCCAAGCAUGUGGCGUGUGCCGGCCAGACUUGUAG